GGGUACAAGUGAGAACAGCAGUGAGUUAGUCACCAUCAGGGGGUGGAUGUGCCACCAAGAGCUCCUGGAAGCUGCCUGAGUGUGUGAGGAACAGGGGGAGAGUUAGGUGACAAGAGUUGGGGCUCGAGUAUCCUUAGCUGCUGGGACUUUUUUCUCUGGCCAGUCUGUGAAAGCCUCUAAGGUCAAUGCAUCCUCUUCUUUCUCUCCUGGGCUCUAUGGAGUUGGGUGAGUGCAAGGAGCUGGGAGCAAUGAGCUCAGAUCUGCUGAGGUAGGUGUGUCAGACCUACCCAGAAGCAGGUCCUACCAGCCCAGCCCAGAGUGACACCAGCGGAAGCCGGUUUGGAGAAGCAGCAGAGCUACUGGGAGCACAGGUCACUACUGAUGAAGCUGUGACUAAAUGCUUCCAGCCCUUGGCAACCAUCUGACCCUGCUGACCUAGCCCACAUGCCCAUGUUUUGCCUCUGCCUGCUUUGGGACCGUCUCUGUACAACCACCAGGCUACCACCCUGGAGGUGAUGCUGGGACCUUGGUGUGCCCCAUGAUGCCCCCAACCUAGCUCCAUUUCUUUUUGACAAGAUGUUGCCCAACUCUUCCAUGUUGGAUAAUUCCUCAGCCAACACCACUUCUACCAACCCUGUGCCCUCAUGCCCUGACUACCGGGCCACCCAUCGCCUGCACAUGGUGGUCUACAGCCUGGUGCUGGCGGCUGGGCUGCCCCUCAACGCCCUGGCCCUUUGGGUCUUUCUGCGCAUGCUGCGUGUACACUCGGUGGUGAGUGUAUACAUGUGCAACCUGGCGGCCAGCGACCUGCUCUUCACUCUCUCGCUGCCCGUGCGCCUCUCCUACUACGUGCUACACCACUGGCCCUUCCCGGACCUCCUGUGCCAGACAUCGGGUGCCAUCUUCCAGAUGAACAUGUAUGGCAGCUGCAUCUUCCUGAUGCUCAUCAAUCUGGACCGCUAUGCAGCCAUCGUGCAUCCGCUGCGGCUGCGCCACCUGCGGCAGCCCCGCGUGGCGCGCCGGGUGUGCCUGGGCGUGUGGGCGCUCAUCCUGGUGUUCGCCGUGCCAGCCGCCCGCGUGCACCAGCCAUCGUCCUGCAUCUACCAGAACAGCACCGUGCGCCUGUGCUUCGAGAGCUUCAGAGAUGAGCUGUGGAAGGGCCGGCUGCUGCCGCUCGUACUGUUGGCAGAGGUGCUGGGUUUCCUGCUGCCCCUGGCAGCUGUGGUCUACUCGUCCGGCCGGGUCUUCUGGACGCUGGGGCGACCUGAUGCCACGCAGAGCCAGCGGCGGCGGAAGACCGUGCGCCUCCUGCUGGCCAACCUUGUCAUCUUCCUGCUGUGUUUCGUGCCCUACAAUGCCACGCUGGCGUUCUACGGGCUGCUGCGGGGCAACCUGGUGGUGGGCAGCCCGUCGGCCCGCGAUCAGGUGCGUAGAGUCCUGGUGGUAUUGGUGCUGCUGACUGGCGCCAACUGCGUGCUGGAUCCACUGGUGUACUACUUCAGUGCCGAGGGUUUCCGUAACACCCUGCGCGGCCUGGGCACUCCACUCCGGGACAGAACCUUGGCCACCAAUGGGGCUAGAGGGGCUGUUACUGAACCACCCUCAGAGACCACUGGGCUGGAUGCCACCAGUAAAGGGCUGCUCCAGCCCCUCGACACUGAGUGCCCCCAGGAGUCUAUCCUCUGAAGGCGUGUGAUGACAUAGUGCCGUCCAGCACGUCUCUGGCAGGCUCCGGGUGUGCACAGGAGGGAGGUGGCACUCGGACUUGCAGGAGGCAACUGCAGCGCUUGACUGUAGAGAAGAACAAAGUAUGGAAGCAAGGGCAGAGGCAAGGAAGAGUGCUGCUGGCAAGGACUUCUGUAAAUUGUUGGGGAAGAACAGAGGACCCUUCUCCAGGGGGUGGGAAGUGAUACCAUGAGCCUGCCCAUGGCUGAGAGCACUGGGUGGAACAGAAAAUGGAUGUCCUGGAUUUAGGCUGCACAGGAUCUGAGAGCUGAAGAUCCCUAGUCCUUGGUGGACCAAACUGCCUUUUGUACUAACCUUAGCAACAUGGAUGUCAUCUGCUCUCACCUCCACCUGGCUUCUCCUGCUCAGCAGAGAAGCAUAAUUCCAGGGUUUAUUUGAUAUAGACAGAAUUGGAUUCCUUCAAAAUCAUUCUCAUUCUCACUCAUAUUCUCUCUCUCUCUCUUUCUCUAUUUUGUCCAGAGAAAGGAGAACAUUCUUGGCACUUAAAGCAUUGUGAUCUCAGAUCCCUUUAUGCUGGUAGAAACUGAGUCACAGAGCAUUUCAUAGUCUUUGUUCUUUUCAUACUUAUUAUGUUAGAAACUAAACCUAGUACAUUUUUCAAACAUGGAAAUACACAAGCACACAUUCGUUAAUUGUGAGAGCGGUCAUAUUAUCACAUUUCAUGAAACCUCUGGAAAUCUCCACUGUAUACUUGUGACAGAAUGAGAGUGAGGAGGACAAAUGGCAUCUUAGUAGUAUUAUGGAAAUCAUUUUGACCUCAUGGGCUUCUUCAAAGAGCUGGUCCCUGGAUCACACUUUGAGAACCAAACUUGUGCUAAAGUAUUAAGGGCUCCUGUCUAACUUCUUCCAGGGCAUUACUAGAUAACAGUGUUUUUUAUGACUGUGGGGAGAGGACAAUGCUUAUCUAAUUGUUAAUGGUAGUCCUCAAUCUUGGGCUUUCUAGGGGCAGGUAGGAGCUGUACACCAAAUGAAACACCACCUUGGGCUUACCAGAACAGCAGCCCUGGGGGGACUGUGGAACCAGACACACAAAUACUCAGGAGUGGGGCACCUCUGGGGAGGGACAAAGGAACUGCACCACAUCCAGUAGAGAAGAGUUUACAAGGAAGUAAGAGUGAAAUGGGAAGACAAGAAUAGUUUGUCUGGUCUUAGCAAGCUGAAGGCAAGCAAAAAUGGUUUCCUUUCCUCUUUACCCAAGUGGGGGCUGGGAAGGACUGCAGAGUUGGCACUGUGACAUCUUCAGAACCUGACAUUAGUAUGAGCUGCUGCCAUGCAUGUGUCUUGUAUGGAUUUUAGUUUGUAUGUCUCUCAAUUCUGUAUGUGUUUGUGUGUGAAGGAAAGGGUGUGCGUAGGGGAGUGUGUGUGUGUGUGUGAGAGGGUUUUCCCAUGUGUGUCUGUGUUUUAGCUCAGAGUAAGUCUAUUGUGUGCCUACAAGAUUGGUGAUUUACAGGGGUAAAAUGACCCCUGGUGGCCAAACUAGGGAACUGAUCUAGAGUUCUCUGAAUGCUUUGAAGUCCUGGCCUUUCUCUAUCAGGUGGAAGUUAGAGACCUGACCAUGCCCUUACCUCCAGCUGCUCUAAAGGAGACCAGGUGGUUAGCACCUGCUUCAUCUUCCUUCAUCCUCUGGGUUCAAGACCUGUGCUUUUCUUGAUUGGAGAACACAAACUUCACAUACCAAACUCUCAGGACUUUGACCUACCCAAAUGGAACAGAACACAAUCUUUAAAAAUUACUUGAGGGGCGAAGAGUGUAGUUCAGUGGAAAAGUGCACAGUCAGGAUUCAGAAGGCCAUGGGUUCAAUCCCAGCACCAUAAAACUAAACAAGUAAAAACAUAAAAAAAAACUUUAAAAUACUUGAGUACUUUCACAUGUAGAGACAUGAGGGAAUUACAAAAUAAUUAAAACAGCAUGUAUUAAAAAAACAAACCAAAACUUCAAUGAUAUCUCCAAAAACACCCCAGCAUGUAUCACCUUCUAACAUACUGUAUACUUUGCUUAUUUAUUUAUUCCAAUUUUGAUGUUAUUUGUUGGUCUCCCCCCAUCUAAGCUCCACGGGAGCAGGGAUUUUUGUUUGAUUGGUUCUCUGAUGUAUCCACUCACAUCUAGAACAGUGCCUGACACAGAGGGAAUGCUCAAUAAAAAUUUGCUGAAUGAACAGUCAGAUAUUGCUGUGAAGUAGUUU
Messenger RNA from Castor canadensis (American beaver), 3928 nucleotides. It is a transcript of the gene Lpar5, whose product is annotated as lysophosphatidic acid receptor 5. Gene Ontology annotation, molecular function: G protein-coupled receptor activity. The record is from RefSeq and is a predicted model, not a curated record. NCBI's taxonomy places the organism in Eukaryota, Metazoa, Chordata, Mammalia, Rodentia, Castoridae. Gene Ontology annotation, cellular component: membrane. Gene Ontology annotation, biological process: G protein-coupled receptor signaling pathway; behavioral response to pain.